UGCCUUCGUAUGGUGAUUACCCGGUCACAUUGAUUCUCUUCCUUCUGUUUUUAUUGCAGUCAUAAUCAGAGUAUUUUCUGCUAAAAUGGCUCUCACAUGCGAGGAACCACAACCAGAAAGUGGGAAAGGUCUACACACACAGGAAAGUGGUGAUGCAGGUUUCUCAGCAGACAUGAAGCACGUCUUCAGUGACAAUUACCAAGACAACAUUGCUGGAUGUGGGUUGCCCAAUGCAAAUAAAAAGAGUUCUGUGAGACCCAUGUUUAUUGAGGCAGAGAUCUCUGAGCUGGCAAGGAAGGAAAGGCCAGUGGGGUUCCAGCCUAACUACCUUGUGUCUACCGAGAAAAACGUGGGUGAAACGAGAAAGAGGAAACGAUCAAGCCCUGACUCAGAAGAGCAACCAUUUCAAGGAAAGAUGGACAGACGACUGAAAGAAUUGUGUCCUCCUUGCCGCCCGAGACGGAAAGCUCAGAAAAAAAUUCAAAAGAGUCAUUCAAGGGUUCCAGGACGAAGAAUUACUAAUUGCCACAGCACAAAAUUAAAGUGGAAAACUUUGAUUGUUGUGUGUUGUUCCAUCAUGACAAUGCAAUUAGUUGUCUGUGACACAUCGGCUGGCAUUUGCUUCACCUGCAUGGACAAGGCCAGAUGUCCAAACCUGAUAACAAUAUAUGUGAAAAAUGAUCGUCUAGUCUAUGACAGACCCACUGAAAAAGAAAUCCCAAAGUGUUCUGGAGCCCCUUCCAUCACACAGGGCUGUUUUGUGUGCCGGUCUCAGUCAGAUGUGAACAUCUACUGUUCCAACAACAUCACAACAUUUGAGGCUGAGGAUUGCAAUGGUUCAAGAAUCACAAACAUCAUUAAAGGGUGUGAUGAGCAGCAGAAGUCUUACCCUGCACCUAAUGGACCAGCUAACAAAGCGAGUCACACUCAUUUACUUACUGGACUCAUGUGUAGUGCUGUUGCUGUUGUGAUGCUGCUCUGAAUCACGGUGAUCUACAUCAUGAGUGUGCCUGGUUGUGAAGACUGAACUUGCUAUUAUUUGGUCACAAUUUGUGCUUCAAUGUAAUUUUUAUUUUCAGGUCUGGAAGAAUGAAGACGGUUGGUUAAAUUUCUCAUAGAGUUGGAUUUUUAAAUAAUUCUUAACAUUUCUGUUAAUUUUCUGAUAUUUUUUGUGUGAUGUUUUGUUAUUUUAGUUGUAUAUGUAUAAUAAACUCAAAAAUCAACUAAUCCCAAAAAUAAAGUAAGUUAGCUAUAAUAUUUUUAAUCUCUAACUAUUUACAGUAACACCUUUUUGUAUUUGUUAGUAUUAUAGGAAAUGUGAUGAAAGCACUAAAGAAAAUCCAGGUAGAAACUGCUCCCGUAGACAUUACUCCCUUGAUUCUUUUUUUGUUGCUUGCUAUUUUCUACUUGUGUAUUUGCUUUAGAUCUUUUUCUUUGUAGUUAAUCACACUUAUUACUACUAUGACUUACUAAUCAAUCAAUUGCUAAGUCAAUACAAAAUCCUUCAGGCUAAUUAAUUUUUAAAUGCAUGCUAAUCUUAAUGACAUAUUACUGUUUGCAAUUAAUAAACAAU
Gambusia affinis (western mosquitofish) is the source of this 1573-nucleotide messenger RNA. RefSeq lists its product as uncharacterized. The transcript is spliced from 8 exons. The record is from RefSeq and is a predicted model, not a curated record. Bases 86 to 982 code for a protein of 298 amino acids. Lineage: Eukaryota; Metazoa; Chordata; Actinopteri; Cyprinodontiformes; Poeciliidae.